This is a messenger RNA of Cervus elaphus (red deer), 433 nucleotides long. Its product is annotated as 60S acidic ribosomal protein P2-like. Gene Ontology annotation, molecular function: structural constituent of ribosome. The coding region runs from base 9 to 398 and encodes 129 amino acids. The record is from RefSeq and is a predicted model, not a curated record. The transcript has a single exon. Gene Ontology annotation, biological process: cytoplasmic translational elongation. Gene Ontology annotation, cellular component: ribosome; cytosolic large ribosomal subunit. NCBI's taxonomy places the organism in Eukaryota, Metazoa, Chordata, Mammalia, Artiodactyla, Cervidae.
CGUCCCUGAUGCCGCCGAGGUCACACGCGCGAGGCUGCUCUGCCACCGCUGAGACGCGUUACGUUGCCUCCUACUUGUUGGCCACCCUCGGGGGCAAUUCCUCCCCCAGCGCCAAGGACAUCAAAAAGAUCCUGGACAGCGUGGGCAUCGAGGCAGACGACGACCAACUCAACAAGGUCAUCAGUGAGCUCAACGGAAAGAACAUUGAGGACGUCACUGCCCAGGGUAUCGACAAGCUGGCCAGUGUGCCCGCGGCCGGGGCUGUGGCCGUCUCUGCUGCCCCAGGAUCCGCAGCACCUGUUGUGGGUUCUGCUCCAGCCGCAGCAGAGAAGAAGGAGGAGAAGAAGGAAGAGUCGGAGGAGUCAGAUGACGACAUGGACUUUGGCUUGUUCGACUAGAGUCCCGCUUCCCUGCAAAUAAAACCCUUUUUAUG